Messenger RNA from Rhodofomes roseus, 1924 nucleotides. RefSeq lists its product as uncharacterized. Gene Ontology annotation, cellular component: SCF ubiquitin ligase complex. Gene Ontology annotation, molecular function: protein binding. Gene Ontology annotation, biological process: SCF-dependent proteasomal ubiquitin-dependent protein catabolic process. Bases 141 to 1868 code for a protein of 575 amino acids. NCBI's taxonomy places the organism in Eukaryota, Fungi, Basidiomycota, Agaricomycetes, Polyporales, Fomitopsidaceae. The record is from RefSeq and is a predicted model, not a curated record. The transcript has 3 exons.
GCAGAGGUUGAACUGCAACUGCAUCAAUGCUUUCUGCUUCCCACCUCGAAGCCUGGAAUCAUAAUUGAGGCCUACCCUGCCUCUGACAUCUUCUUGGACUGAUCCGUGCUCAGCCACUCGGGACAUACGCAACCCUCGCUAUGGCUCCCACAGGUUACGACUCUACCAUGCAGCGCGUGCUGGAAAUACCGGAGAUCGUAGAACUUAUCCUGAGGUACUUGGACCCGAAAGACAACAUCAACAACGCGUGCGUCUGCAGACGGUGGUCUGACAUUGCACUGGACUGCGUGUGGAGGAGCGUCGACGACAUCACUCAAUUGCUGCGGCUCCUUGCGCCCCUGGAUGCGCCAUUAGCCACCCCGCCACUCCGAUAUUGCACAUUCACGCGAAUACUCAAUGCAGAAGACUGGCGACGGUUCGAGCGAUACGCUCGUCGGGUGCGGAGGCUGUCCUAUGUCAGGGAUCCGAAAGACCUGAUGUCGCCAUACCUUGGUGCCCGUGUCCUCGACGAGAUCGCCCGGUCCCGGACAUCCAUCAACAUCCUGCCAAUUCUCACGUCUCUCGAGUGGCACAGCGACGAGACCCGACACUCCGUUGUCUUCAUGAGCCAAAGCGUCAGGCGCUUCUCGGUAUAUCUGCACAAGUGCACGCACUACUCCCUUGGCGAUCACUUCAAAGACAUCUCCGCCCGGAUGCCAUCCCUGACGUACCUGGACUUCGCGUUCAGCUUCCCCGUGCGCACGAUCGAGGCGGACCUUGUCACGCUCAUUGGCGAGCUCUCGCACUUGAAGCAGCUGACGCUUCCCUCGUACUGCUUCACAUCCAAGAUCGUGGAGGCGUUGUCCGUGCUGCCCAGCCUCGGCACAAUACAAUUCGAGUUCAACGAGAGACAAGGAAGAGGCGAUCCCGCUGACAUCGCCGUCUUUGCACCGACGUUGCGCGAGGGAUCGUUCCCAGCCCUGUGGGAUGUCAACCUCAGCACACAUCUCCCUGACAUGACGCGGUUCGUGUCGGGCCCUCACGCACCGUCGCAUCUCACCUCCUUAUACGUUCAUCUCCCCUGGGUGGUACCUCCGUCCACCAUCACCGAGUACCUGACUGCUGUGGGCGAGAACUGCAAGUUGCUGAAGAUGCUGUAUAUCGACCUCUUUGUCCCGCCGCCGCCCGAGGGGGUGUCGUCGCAGCCAGUCUACGCGGAGCCACUGGCAUGGGCGGAUCUCAGACCUCUGCUUUCUUGCAAGCGCCUCCGAGUCUUCGAACUGAGCUGGGCGUCCUCGAUCGUGAUGACGCAGGAAGACGUCGAGGAAAUAGCCUCCAGCUGGCCGUCCCUCCAGAACUUCCAGCUCAACUGCAUGCCCAUCCCGGUCCCGACGAACCCGCUGCCCGCGCCCACACUCAGCCUGCACGCGCUGCUCCCCUUCGCGACACACUGCCCUGACCUCGAGGAGCUCAGUCUCGACGUCGACGCGACCGCGGCGGGGCUCGCGUUCACCGCGCACGACGCGCCGGCGCCGUUCCGCAAGCUCGCGCGGCUGGGCUUCGGGCUGUCGCCGAUCGCGGAGUCGGGCCCCGUCGCGCUGUUCCUCAGCCAGAUCUGCCCGCUCGGGUGCGAGGUCCGGCAGGGCGCGCGUGUGCCGGACGGGUUCAACGUCGUCUUCCCCGACUGGACGUACGAGCUGCUCGAGCUAUGGGCGGAGGUCGGGAGGGUGCUCCCGCUCCUGGUUCGCCUCAGGAUGCAGGAGCGCGCGCGGAGGACGGAGCUCGAGAGGGAGGUGGAGGAUCUGAGGAUGCGGUGUAGGGUGUUGGAGGAGCGCGGCACGUUGCCGGAGGGUGCUCUCAACGCGGAUGGCUCGUGUCUGGUACUGUGAGGGCGCGAGGGAUGGGUGUCCUAUGAUCAUUGAUGCUUUCGUGCUAUUCUCUUGGC